UCAUGUCGGCGGAAAUGGCAGCCGAUGCGGUGCUUGAGCGAAAGGCGCAGCAUCGACCUUUCCUUAUUGCUGUCAGCGGCGGGACCGCGAGCGGGAAGUCCUCGGUGUGUCAGAAAAUUGUUGAGUUGCUGGGCCAGAAUAAGGUGGACCAGCAGCAGAGACAAGUGGUGAUCCUGAGCCAGGACAGUUUCUACAAGGUGCUGACUGCAGAACAAAAAGCCAAGGCUAGUAAAGGGCAGUAUAACUUCGAUCAUCCAGAUGCUUUUGACAAUGAACUAAUUCUUCACACCUUGAAGGAUAUCGUCAAUGGCAAGACAGUCUCAAUUCCUGUUUAUGAUUUUAUUAAACACUCACGAAAGUCUGAGAUGGUGAAAGUUUAUCCAGCGGAUGUGGUCCUCUUCGAGGGAAUCCUAGUUUUCUAUUCCCAAGAGAUUAGGGACUUGUUCCAAAUGAAACUUUUUGUGGACACAGAUGCGGAUACCCGGCUAUCCCGAAGAGUGUUGAGAGACAUCAGUGAGAGAGGGAGGGACCUGGAGCAAAUCCUGACACAGUACACCACAUUUGUAAAACCAGCCUUUGAGGAGUUCUGUCUUCCGACCAAGAAAUAUGCAGAUGUCAUCAUCCCCAGAGGAGUGGAAAAUCUGGUUGCCAUAAACCUGAUUGUGCAGCACAUUCAAGACAUCCUGACUGGUGGGCUGACCAAACGCAAUAGCUGUGUGAAUGGACACACUGUGCCCCGAAUUCGACAUACGUCAGAGUCUAGCUCACGCCCACAUUGACCCGAAGAACAGACCGGGGCAGGGUCAGUAUUGUUCAGCUCCUGAGUCAUAGGCUGGACUCGGUGUGUGGAUGACCAAACUUCUUCAUCUCUCCUUACAGAGAACUCAUUUAACCAGGGGUCCCUGGUUCUGUCUCACCAUAUGCAUCUGAUGGAAUUGAUUUUAUAGGAGCCGGUGUCCUUUUGUACAAUAAUAUUUUCAGUGUGUACCCAGAGUCAGCACUGAAUGUCUCUGACAGCAGUGAGUGGACAUUGGUCCCAUGACUAUGCUGUGUUGCACUUUCUAGUAUUUUGUCUCGUGUGGUUGGGGUUGGUAAGUGGGACUGUCAUGCAAAGCAACCCCUCUCCUCCCUCACUUACAUUGCUUGGGAUUUUGAUAUUCCCUCCCCUUAUUGAUAACCUUAACCCACUUCCCUCUGAGUAACUCCACAAGGUCUCUGCCUGAAGAUGGCUCUUCAUUAUUCCCGAUUUAUUUUCUCCCCCCGCCCCCCCCCCCACCCAAAAAAAAACUUGGUGGUUGAGACUCUGCAUUGCAAUCACAGCUUUUGUUAAUUUUCAAACCUGAAUUGAUAUCAGUAUUCACUGAAAAAACUGCUGUCUCAUCUGCUCUAAUCUGUACAGCAAUGAUAUUACUGUCAGUGUCAGCUUCAAUUUUCUGCAUGACCUGGUUUCAUCCCUUUGUCGGCUGAUUGCACUACCUGGGCUGUCCUGCCUUGUCUUUUAUGUGGUGUCUGCUGCUACUACAACUAUAGUUUCACUGCCAAGUGAAGUUUAUUCCCUUUAAUUCACCUCUAUUUAUAUCUAAAUACAAUGAGAAAUAACACCAAUAUUGACAGUCAAGAAAUAUAAUUAUAACAUUAGUGAUUACACUGUAGAAAUGAAUUAUUGGGAGGUCCUAAAGUUGUGAUUGGCACCACUUUAUAAGCCUUUUUUUAAUGUUGCUACUGAUCAAGUCAGGAAGAGGAGGAACCCGGUCUACAGUUCAGUGAGACCACAGUUGAUCUAUACGUUGGUUCCAUAUCCUUUAGGCUCCUGAUAGCAAAAUGCUCUUGAUCUCCAAUUUAAAAUUUGACAAUUGCACUUGCAUCUAUUACUUUUAUGUGAAAGAGCUUCACUUUUAUUUUGUUUAUGUGACGAAGUGUUUCAUAAGAUUUUGUUUUCUUCUUCUGACCUGGCUCUGAUUUUUAUUUUUAUUUUUUGGUUUUGUUAGCAGAAAAUCUUUACUUUUAUCUAGCUUGACAAUUUAAAUAUCAUCAAAUUUUCAUAUCGUCAUACAGCACAGAAACAGACCUUUCAGUCUAAGUAAUCCAUACCGAUCGUAAUCGAAGACGAGACUAAUCCCACCUGCCUGUGCUUGGCCCAUAUCCCUCUAAACAUUUGUUAUUCAUGAACUUACCCCAAAUGUCUUUCAAACGUUGUAACUGUGCCCAUAUCCACCACUUCCUCAGGAAAUUCACUUCACACACAUACCACACACUGUGCAAAAUGUCUCCUAGUCUUGAAAUCCCCCAUCCUGGGGAAAAGACACCUUUUUUUUUCUCCUGUUACUGUCUAUAAUCCAUGGAAUACAAGCCUUUCUUAAUGUAAUUUCUCAUGAUCUAACCCUUAGAAGUCUAACAUCAUUUUGCUCAGUCUGUGCUGUUAUGGGGCGUUGUAUCUUUUUUUGUUUUGUGGUGACAAACUUGUCUUCUCUGAGAAAUUCCAGCACCACCAUUCCCUCACUCCCAUUCAGUCCAAGUACAUUUUAAUUUCAGUCACCUCAUUAACCUCCUUCACCCAAUGAAGGUGAUUAGGAGUGUAGGAGAGAUCAUGGUUCAGCCCAGCACUUCUCAUCAAGGGCUCAUUGAGCAUUGGGCAGGAGCAAUUGCUGAUUUACAAUUUCUCGACCAAGACUGUCUCAAAUGUUUAUGAUUCCAGGUGCUUGAUGUAGUCAUUGAAUAAAAAGUAGUGAUUUUUGAUCAUA
Messenger RNA from Hemiscyllium ocellatum (epaulette shark), 2741 nucleotides. Its product is annotated as uridine-cytidine kinase 2-A-like. Gene Ontology annotation, cellular component: cytosol; cytoplasm. Lineage: Eukaryota; Metazoa; Chordata; Chondrichthyes; Orectolobiformes; Hemiscylliidae. The transcript is spliced from 7 exons. The record is from RefSeq and is a predicted model, not a curated record. Gene Ontology annotation, molecular function: kinase activity; ATP binding. The coding region runs from base 3 to 779 and encodes 258 amino acids.